Molecule: messenger RNA, 1806 nt
Organism: Colossoma macropomum (tambaqui)
Lineage: Eukaryota; Metazoa; Chordata; Actinopteri; Characiformes; Serrasalmidae
Gene: lhfpl4b
Product: LHFPL tetraspan subfamily member 4b
Exons: 5
Coding region: 557-1240 (227 amino acids)
Biological process (GO): sensory perception of sound
Cellular component (GO): plasma membrane
Source: RefSeq, a predicted model, not a curated record
CUCACUGCCUUCCCUUUUCCCUUCCAGACUCUUUUCUUUCACCAUUUCACUCCUCCCUCCGUUUGUGCUGCAUUAAGUAACAGGAGGAAUUAUUAUUCUGUAUGAUUCUGAAUCAGACGAGACUCUCUGCACCAUCACCACUGUGUGUAAAGAUGAAACCCCUCCCUUCUAGUAGAAGACCGCCAUGCUCCCUCCCUCCUUCCUCCUCUCCCUCUCCCUCCCUCUUUCCUCCUCUCCCUCUCUCCUUCGUCAUCCCUCCGUAUGUGCUCGUGCGCAGCUCCGUUGCCGUUGCUGUGGGCCUGCUGUUAAUGUCGUUCAUCACUGCCACCACUAACCCACAGAGAGGAGGAGGAGGAGGAGGACAGCAUCUCUCCCUUCUUUUCAUUUUUCCUUUUUUUUUUUCCUCUCGCUCCCUCGGUCGCCCAUAAUGCAGCUCUGCGCAAUUGAAUUUUGAUGUGUUUUUUCUGAUGUGAUUUUUUUACCCUUCGCUUCCUGAGAGACAGACAGAGAGAGAGAGAGACUCACAGACGAGCAGCCAGCGGAAGAGAGAGUGGUCAUGCAGCCCCACGCGACAGAGGUGGCCCGCCUGUACCAGACGGAGUUCAUUCGUAGUGCGCGGGCAGUGGGCGUCCUGUGGGCCGUGUGUACUCUCUGCUUCGCUGUCAUUGAGGUGGUCAUCCUCAUCCAGCCUUCCUGGGUGGGCACGCGGGAGUUGCGCUUUCGUGGUGGGGGUGGGGGGACGCCCCCUCAGGCUGGUACUCUGGGCCUGUUUGAGGUAUGUGUGGAGUCAGACUGGCCCGUGCCGGAGUGUAAGGGAUCUUUGCGCACCCUGACCCCCCUGCCAGCUUUCCAGUCACCAGCCGUGCUGGUCUGCAUGUCUCUGACCAUGGUGUGGGCCAGCGUAGGCUGCCUGUGUCUGUUCCGCUUCUGCAACGCUGCCACUGUGUAUAAAAUCUGCGCCUGGCUGCAGCUGACCGCAGGUUUCUGCCUGGCACUCGCGUGUGUGUUGUUCCCGGACUCGUGGGAGUGUGCGGAGAUGAGAGCGCUCUGUGGGGAGAGUGUGGCCAGUUUCUCUCCGGGGAACUGCACCGUCCACUGGGCCUAUGUGCUGGCCAUGUUGGGUGUGCUGGACGCUGCCAUUCUCUCCACGCUUGCCUUUGUUCUUGGCAACCGGCAGGAUGCACUGCUUCCAGACGAUGCCAAGGAUGGUGAGGUGACUGGGCUGUUAUUGGAGGCAUAAGUCACUGAUGGAGCAAAUGCAUCAGAUGGUUCCCUUCUCAUCAUACCCUCUCUUCCCUAAGAGAAAGAAAGAUGAUGUGAGAAGAGCUCGAUUUGUCCUCUCCCUCAGCAUGACAUCACCCUGACUGCUCGGCUUACAUAAUCACUCUGCAUAGAAACAGUCACCUGGCAACGGUCACCUGGCAACUGUAUCCUCCAGCCUCAGAAUCCUCCAGCUCUAGAGGGAGAGACAUUAUUCCCUCUCCGCAGUGGCCUCUGUCAGCGGAGACUGAGGGACUGAAGGUCGUUAGAAUGUCCAGCCUCACUGGUUCUUCCUUGUGUACCCAUCCAAUGUCAAUGAUGCUUUUCAUAACAGUAAAAAUAACAAAUUUUAUGGUAUAUUGAUCCACUGCACUGUUGUGUGUUAAGACUAGGGCUGUCACAAUUAUGUGAUUGGACUCGAUUACUUGAUUAAAAAAAAAUCUACUAUGAUUAGUUCAUUUGUAUGAUGAUAUGCAGGUUAUAAAUUCUCUUGCUGGUCUCAUAGUAAGAAACAAGAGUCUGAUUGGCACACCCAUUUAUAUCUAU